Empidonax traillii (willow flycatcher) is the source of this 3384-nucleotide messenger RNA. It is a transcript of the gene TBK1, whose product is annotated as TANK binding kinase 1. Bases 184 to 2373 code for a protein of 729 amino acids. Gene Ontology annotation, cellular component: cytoplasm. The record is from RefSeq and is a predicted model, not a curated record. Gene Ontology annotation, biological process: peptidyl-serine phosphorylation. Lineage: Eukaryota; Metazoa; Chordata; Aves; Passeriformes; Tyrannidae. The transcript is spliced from 21 exons. Gene Ontology annotation, molecular function: protein serine/threonine kinase activity; ATP binding.
GGAAAGACUACUGCUGUAGGACCGACCAUUCCCUGGUCCAGUUGUCAUUUUGCUCAUGAGAUUCUUUAGAUUUGGGAAGCUGCAUCUUUGAUUUUAGAGCCAUUUGAUAGAUUUAAUGGCAAACUCAGUGCUUUCAUUAAAUGAAAAAGGUGAAAAAGAAAACUGUCUAAUCAAAGAGCAGAGAUGCAGAGCACUUCAAAUUACCUCUGGCUGUUGUCUGACAUUCUAGGACAGGGAGCUACUGCAAAUGUUUUCCGAGGGCGACAGAAGAAAACUGGGGAUUUAUAUGCUGUCAAAGUAUUUAACAGUAUAAGUUUCCUUCGUCCUGUGGAUGUUCAGAUGCGAGAGUUUGAAGUACUGAAGAAACUAAAUCAUAAGAACAUUGUAAAAUUAUUUGCCAUCGAAGAAGAGACAACAACUAGACACAAAGUUCUAGUUAUGGAAUUUUGUCCAUGUGGGAGUUUGUACACAGUUUUAGAGGAGCCAUCUAAUGCCUUUGGUUUGCCAGAGUCUGAGUUCUUGAUUGUUUUGAGAGAUGUGGUGGCUGGAAUGAAUCAUCUCCGUGAGAAUGGAAUAGUGCACCGUGACAUCAAACCAGGCAAUAUAAUGCGUGUUAUAGGUGAAGAUGGUCAGUCUGUUUAUAAACUUACAGACUUUGGAGCUGCAAGAGAACUUGAAGAUGAUGAACAAUUUGUUUCUCUCUAUGGCACAGAAGAGUAUUUACAUCCUGAUAUGUAUGAGCGAGCAGUCUUGAGAAAAGAGCAUCAGAAAAAGUAUGGAGCAACAGUUGAUCUGUGGAGCAUAGGGGUGACCUUUUACCAUGCUGCAACAGGGAGUUUGCCUUUCCGACCUUUUGAAGGACCUCGUAGAAACAAGGAAGUGAUGUAUAAAAUAAUCACUGGAAAACCUUCAGGGGCUAUUUCUGGAAUACAGAAAGCAGAAAAUGGACCAAUUGAGUGGAGUUGGGAGAUGCCUAUCUCUUGUAGUCUUUCAAAGGGUCUGCAAGUUCUCCUCACACCUGUCCUUGCGAAUAUUCUCGAAGCAGACCAGGAAAAAUGCUGGGGAUUUGACCAGUUUUUUGCAGAGACGAGUGACAUACUGCACCGAAUAAUAAUCCACAUAUUUUCAUUACAGCAGAUGACCUUGCACAAAAUUUAUAUUCACAACUAUAAUACAGCUGCUAUAUUUCAUGAAUUGGUCUACAAACAGACAAAAAUUCCAUCUCAGAAUCAAGAACUGAUAUAUGAAGGUCGGCGUUUAAUACUAGAGCCUGGCAGAUUGGCACAGCACUUCCCCAGAACGACUGAGGAGAAUCCUAUCUUUGUAGUGAGCAGGGAACCUGUCAACAUUGUUGGAUUAAUCUAUGAAGAAGUUUUACUUCCAAAAGUACAUCAACGUUAUGAUUUGGAUGGGGAUGCCAGUAUGGCUAAAGCUGUGACAGGUAUUGUAUGUUAUGCCUGUAGAGUUGCCAGUUCUUUGCUACUUUACCAGGAGCUGAUGCGAAAAGGAAUACGAUGGCUAAUUGAAAUAAUCAAGGAUGAUUACAAUGAAAUGGUUCAUAAAAAGACAGAGGUUGUCAUCAGGCUGGAUUUCUGCAGCAGAAACAUUGAGAAAGCUGAGAAAAUAUAUGAGAAUUUGAUGCAGAUCAACUUGGAAGCAUCAGAAGUGGAUGAAAUUUCAGAGAUACACACAAAACUGUUGCGUCUCUCCAGCUCUCAGGGCACAAUAGAAACUAGUCUUCAAGAUAUCAAAACCAAACUCUCUCCUGGUGGUUUACUGGCUGACGGCUGGGCAAAUCAGGAAGGCAUGCAUCCAAAAGACAGAAAUCCAGAAAGGCUGCAGGCGCUGCUGUCUUCCAUCACAGACAUUUAUUAUCAGUUCAAAAAAGACAAAGCAGAACGAAGGCUUCCCUAUAAUGAAGAACAAAUUCACAAGUUUGACAAGCAGAAGCUGUAUUUGCAUGCUACGAAAGCCAUAGCUCUUUUCAAAGAUGAAUGUGUCAGCAAGUAUGAUGCAUUUUUGGACAAAGCUGAGGACUGGACAAGGAAAAUGCUUCACACAAGGAAACAGUUACUGGCCCUCACCAACCAAUGUUUUGGUAUUGAAGAAGAGGUUUCCAAAUACCAGGACUAUAUAAAUGAGUUACAAGAUGCACUGCCACAGAAAAUGUUUGCAGCUUCCAGUGGGAUGAAACAUACAAUAAAUACAGUCUAUCCAAGCUCAAACACAUUAGUGGAAAUGACCCUUGGUAUGAAGAAACUAAAGGAGGAAAUGGAAGGUGUUGUUAAAGAGCUGGCUGAGAACAAUCACAUUUUGGAAAGAUUUGGUGCUUUGACUAGGGAUGGUGGCCUGCGGAACGUGGACUGUAUCUAGCUUUCAGAGGACCGGAAGAGGACUUGUAAAUUUUUUCAAAGGGAAAAAAGUACUCUUGGGACAUUUAAAGGCAGAUAAUAAAUCUGUAUCCAGGUUUUUUUCCUUUGACAACUGUAAUAUUAAAGAAAAUGUAAAUAUGUAUAAGAUGUAAAUAUAAAAGAAAUAUAUAUCUUUUCUUGGUCACUUUCAGGAUUGAAUUACUUCUGGCAGGGAAUUGAGCCCCUUGGAGGAUUUCUGAGGAAAUCCUAAAGGAAAAGGUGUUGUUUAUGAAAUUGACGUUUGUCUGCUUUGAAUAUUGCCUUUUUUUUCAGAAUGCAGUUUGGUCUUCACUGCAAGAGGACUUGCAGAACUCCAUAACACCCUUGUAUAAAAGGUGUUUUGGAUUUCCUUUAACAACCACUGUUAUUUAGGAGUCCAGCUGAAUGCCUUUGAUCACCACAGAACAUGAUGAAUGUCUUAAAUGAGAUGUCUUUAAAUGAGUGUGAGAAUAGGGACUAAAAGCGCAUAGGACAGAGCGGAAAUGCAUUUCUCUUUCCAUCACAUCCAAACUUAGUUCACUUCUACUUGAGAAAGAAAACUACUAUUUUUUUAAGCUCUCUUCAUAUUUGGUGCCAUGUUGCGUGUAAUCAUUUGACUGCUCUGUAUAUGGAAGUUUUGCACUCCAGCAUGUCUGACUGAAUGUCAAAAUUCCUUUUUUGGAGUACACCACUUUCAGAAUUUCCCUGUAAUCUUGGUGUUCACCAUAAGAGAAGUGGGUUCUUAAAAUAGCUUUUUCAGGAUAUUGUUUGCAGGUAUAAUUUAAAAAAAAUAUUAAAAAUUUAUAUGAGGAGAAUUUGUGGGUAGUCAGACUGGAUAGCAUCAUGCUUCAGUAGUAACUGAAUGUUGGAAAAAUAAGUUACUAGUCUAGAUCUUGAAAAGGGACCAUACCCACUGCUGAGUUAUGACUGAGAUCUCAAACUCAGAUGGAAAAUUUAGUAAGACUCUAUUUUCCAGUAUGAGUAGUUAGUACUU